UGCCCCUUUAAAUAGAAGCGUGUUGUAUUUUCGCAACUGAUUUAAAAACAGUUUUGGUUAAUAGUAUUAUUAUUAAAUAUGGCAUUAACAUCUGGUUCUGGGAUCCCCAGUAAAUCAUGGCAGCCAGAUCAAGUCACAAUAGAAACAACGAUGGGUAAAAUGGUGGUAGAGUUGUACUGGAAACAUGCUCCGAACACAUGUCGUAAUUUUGCUGAACUGUGCAGAAGAGGUUACUAUGAUGGUGUGAAAUUUCACAGAAUAGUUCGUGAUUUUGUUAUUCAAGGUGGUGAUCCAACUGGCACAGGUAGAGGUGGAGCAUCUAUUUAUGGUAAAUAUUUUGAUGAUGAAAUAAACAGAGAUCUCAAACAUACAGGAGCUGGCAUAUUAUCAAUGGCUAAUAGUGGACCUGAUUCAAAUGGAAGUCAGUUUUUUAUUACGCUAGGUCCUACGCAGUGGUUGGACAAUAAACAUACCGUAUUUGGUCGUAUUUGUAGCGGAAUGCUAGUUGUACAGAGAAUUGGUAUGGUAGAAGUUGAUCAAAACGAUAAACCACUGGAUGAUAUAAAAAUAUCUAAAGCUUAUAUCACACCAUCCUGAUUGAUCUCGAUAAAAAAUAGUGAAUAAUCAAUAUCUAUGAACAGUAGUGGAUAAAAAAGAUGUGUUUUUAAAUAUGUGAAAAAUAAGUCUUUUUAAAGAAAAGAUAUCCACAAAGAAACUGAUUAACAUUUCAGAGGCAUAUGACUACAAAUAACUACUGCUAAAUAGUUAUCAUUUACAUGUGAAAAGCAACAUACAAACAACUAUUCAAAAGAAAUAUUAUUUAGAAAUUUU
This is a messenger RNA of Patella vulgata (common limpet), 831 nucleotides long. Its product is annotated as peptidyl-prolyl cis-trans isomerase-like 1. The transcript has 4 exons. Bases 79 to 597 code for a protein of 172 amino acids. Gene Ontology annotation, cellular component: catalytic step 2 spliceosome. NCBI's taxonomy places the organism in Eukaryota, Metazoa, Mollusca, Gastropoda, Patellidae. The record is from RefSeq and is a predicted model, not a curated record. Gene Ontology annotation, molecular function: peptidyl-prolyl cis-trans isomerase activity. Gene Ontology annotation, biological process: protein folding; protein peptidyl-prolyl isomerization.